Messenger RNA from Anopheles funestus (African malaria mosquito), 1620 nucleotides. RefSeq lists its product as uncharacterized. The transcript is spliced from 2 exons. NCBI's taxonomy places the organism in Eukaryota, Metazoa, Arthropoda, Insecta, Diptera, Culicidae. The coding region runs from base 662 to 1468 and encodes 268 amino acids. The record is from RefSeq and is a predicted model, not a curated record.
UUUGAACAUCUCUUCCUAAUUGUGUACCAGCUGUAUUAGUUACGACAUAGAAUAUAUACACAAACCGUGCAGCUGUUUGGGAGUCAUAUAUCCCCCAAUACCGAACAAUAGAAUUAAAUUUAAAUACUUCUUGUAGAUGCGGUUGUACAAAAGAUGGUGAUAGCUAAAAUAUGAACUUUUUUCAUUUUUAUACGCAAUCCAAAGUACAAAUUGUCUUUAGACAUGGCUGGCCAACAGUAACAAUAGGCCUGAAUAGCCUGUUUCAUACGGUUCUUAUUCUUUUCCGAAUGCCAUAUCUAUUAUCCGUUAUAUUACAAACAUUCCACAAACAGAUGUUCAUAAUACACAUUUUAAAUGUAUUAACAUUAGCAGUGAAAUCAGAUGUUUUGGAUGUAUUACAACUUAAAUCCACUCUUGUUCGGAAUCAUAAUAAUAACAACAGCAGCAAAAACAACGGUAAUAAUAACAACAGUUAUCUCGCGGAGACUGUUCGAACCGGUUCUAGCGGUUCGUUCCUGUUACUUUGCGCAAAUCAUUUGUGGUAUUGCCUUCAUCGUGUUGCGUGUGACUGUGAGAAACAAUUCUCGAUCGGUUAACUCCGAUACAUUCCUUGUUUUUCACGCAGACUGAUUAUUUUACAACUUCAACAUCAGUAUUACUAAUGACGGAUAAAAUGAUCAUCAGUGUUCGAACAAACUACAUAAAAACUCUCCUCAGUUUUCUGACCUGUGUCGCCGUAAUAGUCAGUCACUUACAUACGGCUACGGCUGCUCCAUUUCAUUCGUCUAACAAAAAAAUCGACAAAGAAACGGAGCAAAUUAUCAGCAAGAUUGAACCACAGGAACAAGAAUCGAUUUCGACAUACGAUCAACGCCAGAGCGGUCAGUAUAAUAUCAAAGUUAACAUAAAGGAUGUGAAAAUUAUUUUUGCCGAUAAGGACGGAAUUGAAGGCAGUUUAGAUGAUGAUACCAUCUACGAUUAUGGUGAUUAUGAUUACGAUCCUUCCCAUCUUACUGUAAGCCCUUUACCCAUAUUUGGCAUCGGAUCCGUGUCCUUAACCUCCAGCAAACCACCGAAAUCGUCAACGAAAGUACCAUCCUCCACAACUAUUAAGUAUGGCACAAAAUAUACAACAGACAAACCACAGCGUACAACGGUGACUAUUCCUUCUACUACGCCGAUCCAACUUACAUCGACAACAGAAAUCUUCACACCGACUCCAGUUGCCAUCAUGCCGUUGGUUCAAAACCAACCAUUAGAAGCAGAAACAUCAAAUGGUUUAUUAUCUGCUGAUACUUUCGCAGAGAAUCACGCUACAACUGAAAAUAUUCAAACAACCGUCAAGCAUACUCAUACUGGUAAACCUGUUAAAGUACAACAAGUACCACUCUCUGGCCAUUACGACUAUCAGAAUAUACCGGUACAAGUAAUAACUGACCCGUUUUACAAACGUAGCAGCAAAAUCUGAAUUCUGUGCCACACACAAAAUGGACCGAUGCGAUCGGAAAUGUAUUGUGAACCACACCCUACAGUUAACGAUCGGCAACGUAAACAGCUAGCUAAUUCGAAAAUACCCCUAAAUUAAUAAAUUUUAAUCAUUCAGUGAACUGAACAAUUGAA